AUGAUUAAAGCCAAGGUGCUUGUGUUUGCCAUUCUGGUAUACCCGAUCAGUCUUUGGUCCGUUUGCGCGGGGUACUGGGUGUGCGUGGCUGCAUACUAUGGCUAUAAGAUUGGCAGGUCGUGUCUGGGUUUGGCGAUACGUUUUGACACAUACUUGGGGACUGGCUGGUUGAGUAGGAUUGUCAGUGUCUUGUUCAUCUUACUGGUCCGGGGAAUUUGUCUGGCUGUGGAUGAGUACGUCGAUUUAGUGCGGAGAGGGUGGGAAUGUCCGCCAUCUGAGGUGAGGAAGCGGUUAGCUCUUGAGUUUAUUUUAGAAGCCCCGGUUGUUAUACUUUCGGAUCCUCCGAUGUUUGAUGCUGCGGUUGAUGAUGAAGCUGAAGAGUUCGAGGGACAUACUGCAGAUGAUCGUGAAGCUAGAAUGACCGGCUACGGGAAAGCCCUGGAUGACUCGACUGAGUAUGCGGUUGGACCUGAAGUCUCUGAUGACGGGACGAAUUCGUGGGAAACCGUUGAUUAUAGCGAUAGCCCCGUACGAGAUUCCGAGUCCUGGAUAGAAACGGUUGAGCGAGAUAACGAGUAUGAGGCCGAAUAUGGUGACUAUUGUGAAGAGGAAAGUGAGAAACUCUUCAGCAACGAUCCUGGAAGCCAGGUGGAUAUCGAUGACGGCGGCGUCUUCCUUCCUAUGAGCAUGUUUGACUAUCCUAAAGAAGAGGUUCACUUUAGUGACCACGGAUAUACCGAGCACCAACAGGUAGAAGACACUGAUGAAACAUACGAGCUUGACAUGAUUACGACACAGUACGGGCAAAUGGGUGCAAACAAGACCACAAUAGAGAACAAAGAAGGUCCGUGGGGAUCUGACACCUGCAGUGAAUGUGAUCAACCUGUAUGGGAAAACGCGUCAGCCUCCAACAUGACCAACGCAGACUCUACCAGUUCCAAACUCCCAGCUGCUUCUGUGGCCGGCCCAGACGCACAGGAUACUGGGGCCACUGAGCCCGCCUGCAUCGUUGAAACCACGAAACCUUUGACACUAGAAGAUAUGGCUGGCAGCUGGUGGGAUGAGGUCCUAGAGGCUAUGGAAAUAGGGUUUGAGGAGGCAGAAGCGGUGUUUCAAAAGGCAGCAAGUGCAGGGUUCAAAGAUAUCGAGGUCGGUCCGGCUCUGGCUAAGGCAAAGAGUGCCCCGAGAAAAAGACGGCCCAAGAAGCCAGAGAAACCACGAAAAGGGCCAGCUAACCGCAACCCCGACUGCACCGACCCAGAGAAGGACUUCUUUGAUGUGUGUUGGAGCAUCCUCAAUGAGACAGGCCUGGUGGGAGAGUAUAUGAGGGACAGAAUGCUGCGGCGAACCUACCAUAACGCCCAUACCAAAGGGCAUCCCAGGAAAAAAGAAAACCACGGAAGGUUGAGAAAGCGUGAAUGUUAUCUCUGCUGUGGCUGUCAGAAGCCCAUCAAAUGA
Aspergillus luchuensis is the source of this 1458-nucleotide messenger RNA. RefSeq lists its product as uncharacterized. Lineage: Eukaryota; Fungi; Ascomycota; Eurotiomycetes; Eurotiales; Aspergillaceae. The transcript has 4 exons. The record is from RefSeq and is a predicted model, not a curated record. Bases 1 to 1458 code for a protein of 485 amino acids.